Molecule: messenger RNA, 3026 nt
Organism: Phlebotomus argentipes
Lineage: Eukaryota; Metazoa; Arthropoda; Insecta; Diptera; Psychodidae
Gene: Reps
Product: ralBP1-associated Eps domain-containing protein 2
Exons: 4
Coding region: 230-2683 (817 amino acids)
Biological process (GO): endocytosis; endosomal transport
Cellular component (GO): plasma membrane; cytoplasm
Molecular function (GO): calcium ion binding; protein binding
Source: RefSeq, a predicted model, not a curated record
CAGAAUUGUGGAGAGAGCAGUGAAUUAUCACCAUAGCAGAGCAGUCCCAUUAAUAGUUUAAUUACGAAUUUAUAUCGCAAGGAGUGCACCGUUGGUGAUCUGUGAAUGUUCUGCAUGGUGCGUGGCAUCUGCACGACAAAUGAUUGUGGCCUGCGGAGGUGAAGAGUGAGUGGAAGACAUCUGCAACAGCGUGAACAUACACAUCCCCCAUAGUGGCGACCCAUCCAAAAUGACACACAUGGAGGAAUUUCUCAGCAACAUUUCUGAGACAGAGUCGAGAUACUUUGCUGAUAUCUUUUUGUGCUGUGAUGUGGAGAAGACAGGAAAGGUGCCAAUACUGAAGGCGACGGAAUUGUUUCGAUCGGCAAAUUUGUCAAACGAUAUAAUUAGGCAGAUUCUACAGCUGGCCACGAUACCCCAGUCUGCCCUGUUUGUCACUCGCAAGCAGUUCUACUCCUGCCUGAAGCUGAUAGCAGCCCACCAGGCCGCGGUGCCUCUGCGUGCGGAUGUGAUUCCCACGUCGACAGCCCUGCCUCUGCCGCGAUUCAGCUGGCGCGACUCCCCGACCAGUUUAGUGCCGGCGGACACGACGAAUGGUGACACGACUGAGGCGCAGUGGAUCGAAGUGCACAGCCCCAACCUGAUCCAGCUGUCCAACAACUCUGACACCCUGGCAGAGGCCGUGAACUCCGAUCUGCACAGCACAGACAGUGAAAUUGAGCACAAUGACACGGAGCGCACGGGGGAGAGGGACAAGAGACGCCCUCGAGAUGGAUCACCCGAAGCCUGGAGCACGGCCAGUGAUAGUCCGACGCCCACGAAUAGUGUGGCAGAGCGUCCCUGGGCCAAGGGCAAUCUGUGGCACGGAUUGCUGUGCGAGGAGCAGAGACAGCUGCUGGCCACCGAAGAGGAGUCCUCGGAUCGACACAGCAGCGACGAUGAGGUGGAUCUGGAGUCUGUGUUUCAAAUCACACCGGAACAGCGGGAGUACUACAAUAAGCAAUUCCGCACUGUUCAGCCCGAUCCCAAUGGACUGCUCUCCGGACCUGUGGCCAAGAUGUUCUUUGAGAAGUCGCGCAUUCCCGUGGAGGAGCUUCGGCGCAUUUGGCAGCUGUGCGAUGUGACCAGAGACGGAGCGCUGAGCUUGGAGGAGUUCACAGCGGCCAUGCAUCUCGUCGUGUUGAGGAAGAACAGCAUUCCUCUGCCGCAGCACUUGCCGCCGUGUCUCCUGCCUGGCGGCGGCGCAGCGACUGCGGGCGUCGGUGAGAACAGCACUCAGGCCAUCAAUCAGCCGAACGCGCCGAAGAAUCCUCCAGAGGCGGAUCUUCUGCAUCUCAAUGACGACGAUGGCGAGGGUGAGGAUGACGACGAGGCGGACGGCUCGACUGUUGGUCCCAAUUCUCUGGUCACAGUUGUCGGCGGGCCGUCGCCCAGUCUGAAGGCCUCGAGCACGGGCGGGCGAUCAAUCUCGAAUUCUCCUCAGGCAGUGGCGCAAGUGACGCCGCCACUGCCACCGAAGCCAGUGAAGUCAGUGGAGAAGGAGUGGAACUCGGCUCCUGCUCCGCCACAGCCCACGAGUCGCGAGUGGAAUGUGACGAACAACCGUGAGUGGACGAAAUUCAACGAGUCACCGACAUCCAAUGUCUCCAGUCCGGGACUGAAGCCUGUGAACUUCGACAUGCAGCGCACGGCGCAGGCGGUGGUGUCUGAUCCGCAGAUUCUGCACCCAGUGGCACUCAGAGUGACUCCUGUGGGCGGAAGCGAUCCCGUGGACGACGGUGAGGUGAUGCGUCGGAGUUUGGUGUAUGAGAAUAACGAGCGCGAGACGAGCCCGAAGCAGACGGAGAAAUCUCGAGAGUCUAUACAGAGUGAUCUGAGACCCAUUCAGCGGCCGCAGCCGAAGAAGUUGCCGGCUAAGGGUGCUGGGGCCAUUCCGCCGCCACCGCAGCGCGAGGCGAGCUUGUCCUUCGAUCAGAAUGAGCAGCCCACCAAUGGGGCGGUCAGCACAAAGAAGGAUCCUCCGCCGCUGCCACCUCCGAGGCCUCAUCGUCACGCCAGGAGCAGUAGUUUGGACUUGAACAAGCUCAAGCUGGGUGGACCGUUGCCGCCUGAGGUGCCCCCGCGUGUCUCGCCGCAGAUGACCUCCCAGAACAGUUGUGAUGCUCAGGUGGAGGGCACAAAUACAUCCUUUGCUGAUUUCACGCAAUUUCCUCAGUCCUGCAAUGACUGUAAUGCGACUGGGAAGACGAGUGGGAGCAUUCCGCCACCACCACGUCCGACCAUCCCAUCACUUCAGUCAUCGCAGAGAGUGAGUGCUUUCGAAGUGUACCGGAAACCCGUGUCGCGCAACUCACAAUCACCGCCUCCAGUUCCGCCGCCCAUCAACACAGUCAACGUGGCCGAGGCGGAGAAGCGCCUGGCGCAGCUGACGGAGAGUCUGAGCAAGCUGGGCUUCGACCCGGAGCAAUUUGUCAACAGCAGCGUGGGCGAAGUGGUGGCGUAUCUGCGUGACCAGAACACGGCGCUGAAGCGUCUCUGUUCCGAUCUGAACACAGAGCUGCGGGAGGUGCAGCGCAGCCGGGAGGAGCUGAAGGUGCGACUGGAGAGGAAAGAGAAGAGAUCUGGUGGAUCCAGCAGUAGUUCGACUGGCGCGUCAAACUCUUCGCAUCAGACGAACGUCUAGAGGAAGCCGCCGCGAGUCAGGAGGAUCUAUAUUUAUUUUCUAGGCAGCUACACUGAAACCUCUCAAACACUUUUCAGCGAUUAGCGGGUCAAUUGCGAUGACCAGCCGAGGAUUAGCUUACAUCAAUAUUCCAAGGAUAUAAUCUUUCAGAGUAACUCAUGUCAUAAAGAAUUGCACUGAAAACAUGAGGGCUGGGCCUCUCACACACGCCCAGUCUGAUUAAUAAAAUAAUAAUAUCUUCUCAGAUAGCAAGAGUGAAUACAACACGCAGAAGAAAUUUACCUGAUAUUUCAAUAUUAUUUUAAAGAGAAAAAAAAAACAAGGAUAAAGAGUAGAUUUAAAA